AUGACCCCUUUAUCAGGAAUAUCCAAUAUCCCAUUCAUGAUGGAAUCAACUCGAGGAUUUCGAUCUCGUCACCUUGCGGGCCUUCACAAGAAGCACCGAGUCAUUCGCAUUGGCCCCAGCCAUCUUUCUUACUCGGACCAUUCCGCCAUCAAGGAUAUUUAUGGACACAGCACCAAAUGUUCGAAAGGUGAUUUCUAUGACAUACUUUCGGGCACUCACUACCACCUGGCCGAUGUAACUGAUAAGAUCGAACACCAACGCAAGCGCAAGGUCCUCUCUAGCGCCUACGCAAUCAAGAAUCUGGCAGAUUGGGAGCACAAGAUCGCUGACAAGGUUGAUCGGUUAAUCAAACAAUUUGAUACUCGGUGUACCACACCACUACUCCCCGGAAAUAAGCCUGUGCAAGAAGAUCUGUCCAUCGACUACAGAAUGUGGACUAACUUCUUCACUAUGGAUGCCAUUGUGGACAUUGGCCUCAGUACAUCAACUGGCUUCCUCGACAAAGGCAAUGACGAGACUAUCGCAGAGCUUUAUGACGGGUCGAGACAUAUUGUGAGCUACCGCGACGUCCUGCAUAGCAAUCUGACAGCGCAGUCUCAUCUUGUUUGGAUCGGCGAGUGGUUCCCAAAAGUGCAGAAGUUUGUCCAGAUGGUGUCAUCAAAAUACAACACCAUGUUUUCGAAAGGCCCUCUUUACGAUGGGAUCGUCCUCCACCAGGCUCGUGAGCGUUUCAAGCGUUACCAGUCAGGCGAAAAGCUUGACGAAUUCUUUCAGGCCCUGAUGGAGAGCAAGAACGGCCAACAGCACAUGCUUGAAUGGGGCGAAAUUGUUGCAGAAAUCUCCAUCAUGCUCAACGCUGGUUCCGUAUCCACGGCAAUUGCUAUCAACAACACCAUGUACCUUCUACUAAAAAACCCCAAGUGUCUUGUGACUGUUCGGGGAGAGAUUGAUUCCGUAACUGAAGAAGGCGAGACUGUUAUCGCGUACGAAAAGGUCAAGUAUCUGCCGUAUCUUCGAGCAUGCGUCGAUGAAGCCAUGCGAAUCUUCCCCCCGACCCCUUUCAACCUCCCGCGGAAGACACCUUCUGAGGGUGCCACCAUCUUUAGAGAAUACGUUGCGGGUAAUACCACUGUUUCUAUGUCCUCAUAUGUCGCACACCGUGACGAGAAUGUCUUCCCAGAUCCAGAAACCUUCCGCCCGGAGCGUUGGCUGGGCGAAGAGGGAAAGCAGCUCCAGCCUUACUUUAUCACCUUCAGCGCUGGUGCUCGAGGCUGCAUCGGCCGCAACAUCAGCUAUCUCGAGCAGCUUGUGAUCACGGCCUCAGUACUGCACAGAUAUGAGUUUGCUCUGCCGUAUAUGGCCUGGGAGCAACAUCGGUACGAACAUUUUAAUCUUGUUCCAGGUCCGUUACCAUUAAAGGCGUGGAGGAGACCGGUGAAGGCCGAUGCAUAA
Molecule: messenger RNA, 1452 nt
Organism: Talaromyces rugulosus
Lineage: Eukaryota; Fungi; Ascomycota; Eurotiomycetes; Eurotiales; Trichocomaceae
Exons: 3
Coding region: 1-1452 (483 amino acids)
Molecular function (GO): iron ion binding; heme binding; oxidoreductase activity, acting on paired donors, with incorporation or reduction of molecular oxygen
Source: RefSeq, a predicted model, not a curated record